Pteronotus mesoamericanus is the source of this 3345-nucleotide messenger RNA. It is a transcript of the gene SLC39A8, whose product is annotated as solute carrier family 39 member 8. The transcript is spliced from 9 exons. Gene Ontology annotation, cellular component: plasma membrane. The coding region runs from base 523 to 1908 and encodes 461 amino acids. The record is from RefSeq and is a predicted model, not a curated record. Lineage: Eukaryota; Metazoa; Chordata; Mammalia; Chiroptera; Mormoopidae. Gene Ontology annotation, molecular function: monoatomic cation:bicarbonate symporter activity; zinc ion transmembrane transporter activity. Gene Ontology annotation, biological process: intracellular monoatomic cation homeostasis; zinc ion import across plasma membrane.
AGACAGGCGAGGUGAGAGGUUAGCUGGCUAACCUAGUCCUUCCUACUAGCUCGCUCAAAGCACAUAGCAAAGAUCCCAUUUAGACGCUCAAACCCCAGGACGCCGAAACGGACUGCACGUCUCAUCCCUCUUAAGUUUGCUCUGAGGAAAUUCGGCAGAAAGGCAGGAAGAGGAGAUGGGGUUCCAUAGCGAGUGCAGUCUUAGUUCUUCUUAAGAACUGGCGGUGGUUUAGGGCUUUAUAUCCGGGAGGAGCCUGUGUCACCACACUGCUCUCCAGGAGGACCGGGAGCCCGCUCUGCCUAUCGCUCUCCACCCCGCUGCACCGCCACUUCAAUGCUCCGCAGGUCUCCGGCUGCUGCUCUUUCGAAGGCGCCCGAGGACCAGGGGCGCCCAGUGCCACCGCUCACUCGGCCGGGCGCCGACGCCUGAACCGCGCGCCCUUGGGCACCCACGCCGGUGCGCCCGGCGCGUCCCCGUGCGCUUUAGCCCUCUUUGGGCCCGCAAGGGACAGCCCUAGCCAGGAUGGCCCCCGGCCAGGCGGUGGCCGGGAUCUUGCUGCUGGCCGCGGCGGGCCUCGGCGGGGCUGUGGCGGGGCCCUGGCUUGCCUUUAGCGAAGAUGUGCUGAGCGUGUUCGGCGCGAAUAGGAGCCUGUCGGCCGCGCAGCUCGGGCGCCUGCUCCAGCAGCUGGGAGGCUCCAGGGCGGAGGGCGCCCAGCAACUUGCGCAGCUGCACUUUAACCAGUGUUUGUCAGCUGAAGAGAUCUUUUCCCUUCAUGGCUUUUCAAAUGCUACCCAGGUAACCAGCUCGAACUUCUCUGUCAUCUGCCCAGCAGUCCUUCAGCAACUGAGUUUUCACCCUUGUGAUGAGCAGUCCAUGCACAAGACCAAACCAAGUCAUUCCGAAGUUUGGGGAUACGGAUUCCUGUCAGUGACAAUUAUUAAUCUGGCAUCUCUCCUUGGAUUGAUUUUGACUCCAUUGAUAAAGAAAUCUUAUUUCCCCAAGAUUUUGACCUAUUUUGUGGGGCUGGCUAUUGGGACUCUAUUUUCAAAUGCAAUCUUCCAACUUAUUCCAGAGGCAUUUGGAUUUAAUCCCAAAAUUGACAACUAUGUUGAGAAGGCCGUUGCUGUGUUUGGUGGCUUUUACCUACUUUUCUUCUUUGAAAGAAUUCUUAAGAUGUUAUUAAAGACAUAUGGUCAGAAUGAUCACACUCACUUUAGUAACGAUGACUUUGGUCCUUCUCAAGAAAAAACUCAUCAACCUAAAACGUUACCUGCCAUCAAUGGUGUGACAUGCUAUGCAAAUCCAGCUGUCACAGAGCCUAAUGGACACAUCCAUUUUGAUACUGUCAGUGUGGUAUCUCUACAGCAUGAAAAAAAGGAGUCAAGCUCGUGUACCUGUUUGAAGGGGCCCAAACUGUCAAAAAUAGGGACAAUUGCCUGGAUGAUAACGCUCAGUGACGCCCUCCACAAUUUCAUCGAUGGCCUGGCAAUUGGGGCUUCCUGCACCCUGUCUCUUCUCCAGGGACUCAGCACUUCAAUAGCAAUCCUGUGCGAGGAGUUUCCUCACGAGCUGGGGGACUUUGUGAUCCUACUCAAUGCAGGGAUGAGCACUCGACAAGCCUUGGUAUUCAAUUUCCUUUCUGCAUGUUCCUGCUAUGUUGGGCUAGCUUUUGGCAUUUUGGUGGGCAACAAUUUUGCUCCAAAUAUUAUAUUUGCACUUGCUGGAGGCAUGUUCCUCUAUAUUUCUCUGGCGGAUAUGUUUCCAGAGAUGAAUGAUAUGCUGAGAGAAAAGGUAACAGGAAGAAAAACUGAUUUCACCUUCUUCAUGAUUCAGAAUGCUGGAAUGUUAACUGGAUUCACAGCUAUUCUGCUCAUUACUUUGUAUGCAGGAGAAAUUGAAUUGGAUUAAUAGGAAAUGAAAGGUGGUGUUGUUAAAGAAGACAUUUAAUGAAUAAAAAACAUCUCCAAAAGGAUUUUAAGCUGAUCCUGUUUAGUUAAAAGAUAAUAUUUUCAACUGUAAGUUAUGGAAACUUGUUAUUGCUUUCAGAUCUGUGAAAUAGGCCAUUAUUUGUGAUUAAAAAUGUUUCAAAAGGUUAUCAGUUCCAGUCUGAAAAGCCUUGUAUACAAGAUCUUUGGUAAAUACCCACUUUUUCAUGUUUCAUGCAUAUUAGAAAAUCACCACGAAGCAAGAAGCAUGCAGUCUAUAAUCACUUAGACAUCAAAACCCAGAAAAAAAAAUACAAGCCAGGUUUCAUAAGCAUUUAAACCUCUAUGGUAGGAUCAGAAAUUCAAGUGGUUUCAGAGUGGUUUUCUUUUAAUUAAAUUGUUCUAGUGUUUUCAUGAGCAAGUAUGUCAAAAUGCAGAAGAGAAUGAGAACGUACACAACAUAGAUACAAAUGAGUCCAAAGGCCUUAGUGAACCCAGGAAAAGAAGAUUGCUUACAGCUUUUGUUGUUUUAUAUUUUAGUUAGGUAUUUAUAAGAUUGUUUUGAAAACCAAUAUGAAUUAUGAAAUCAUUAAAGCUUUGCUAGCCCUAGUAUGUUUAGACUUUAUUUCAUACUUUAUCUCUAAGUGUAAACUCUACCAGAUUUCACAAAAAGUAGGAAUUGCUUUGUAUGACUUAGGCUGUAGUUGCACCAAACAAAUAGCCGAUUAGUAUGCAAAGCUGGUGACUGACAACUCAGUUUUCAUGUACAAUGUGUUUGCUUUGUGAAGGUGAAGACUGUUGGUCUGUAGAAAGAAAUUGAAUGUAAUUUUAAGUAAUUUUCUUUUAAAGAUGAACAUAAUUAUUUAGCAAAGGAUAUUUUAAAUAAAUGCAAAACAACAGAUGGACUGCUAUAUGUCAAAGACUGAUUAUCUGGAAAACAUACAUUCUUUAUGGAAUUGAGAGUCAUUCAGAAAAGACUUCUUUUGUGUUCAGUCUACAUUUUUCCUGUGUGGUAAACUUUGGAAAAAAAAUCUUCACACCAUGGUUAUUUUUCUACCUUUUAUAAAAGAUAAAGCCUGUUUUCUCAUUUAACUGCUAUAGAAAGUUGGUUUGAAAUUGAACAUCCUAACCUCAAUUCACACUCCCAAGGCACUUAAGGAAAGAUGAUUUAACAGUGAAUAAAAUGAUUUAUAAAGGCCAAUAAUGAUCUCAGGAAUUACAUUUCCCUACAGAGUAGAAAAUAGUGUCACAAAGCCGUAAUGCAGACCUGAUGAAUAUUUAACAUGUAUAUGAAUGUACAUUCCAUUUUAUGACUGACAAAAAAUUAUUGUUUGACCAAAUAGUAAACACCUUUGAAACCAUGCAUUGUGUGAUUCAUUAUUAAUUUUAAGUAUGUAUCUUGAGUGACUUCCAUAUAUUU